Molecule: messenger RNA, 3123 nt
Organism: Kockovaella imperatae
Lineage: Eukaryota; Fungi; Basidiomycota; Tremellomycetes; Tremellales; Cuniculitremaceae
Exons: 3
Coding region: 1-3123 (1040 amino acids)
Cellular component (GO): cytosol
Molecular function (GO): flavin adenine dinucleotide binding; FMN binding; sulfite reductase (NADPH) activity
Source: RefSeq, a predicted model, not a curated record
AUGGCUCCUAUCGCCCUCACGUCGUCCCUGACCUCUCCUCCGGGUCUGCCAGUGAAGAAAUCACCUGUAGCUGCAGCUACCAAGAACCAAGGUAUCUCCUUGGAGGGGGAUAGCACGCCCUAUUCUGCAACGUCCACAGCAGUCUCGGAAGAUGGGGACGACAAGCAUGUCAAAGUUGCCCCGCCGUCACCAGGGUCAUCACCUAGAGAGACGAUCGAUGAGUCUUUACCUCGGAUAGAACCUGGUCAGCCGGAUUACUAUACCCGUCUCUUGGCUUCUUCUGCGCCUGUCCCAUCGACCAAAGCAGGCACCGUAGUCUACGGAUCAGCCAUACAAGUGCUCGAAGCGCUCGCUGCGAAACAUAGCGAUAGUGUUUGGGUCUACGACGACGCUGCUCAAGUUGGAUUUGGCUUGACAUUGUCAUCCUGGAACCUUGCCUCUGUGCAUUCCGUUCAGACCCGUCAAGGAGCAGGACUCGAGCUCGCAGGAUAUGCUCGAAAGUCAAAGUCAGACGCUCGACUCAGUGUCUUUGCAACGACCGCCACGCUGUCUUAUCUCUUGCCGAAUCUGUCUUUAAUCCAGGGGAAUGUUGUCGUCCAUCUCGCCACUACAGAAGCAAAGGAAGAUUUGACACUUGGCGAUUCCCUUUCUGGUGAAAUCGUCAAAGCUUUAUCGGGUUUACCAGAGGAAUGGGACACAGUCUUUUCAUCUUUCGACACUGUGGAAGUCGCUGGCAAGAUCUACGGUCGUGAAGGCAAGAUCAUCCACGUUGUCGAAUCUGCGCACUCUGCCCGGGAGAUUGCCUCGUACACUUUUCCCGCCCCUUCCACUGGCACUAUCGGAGACUUUACGCUCUCCAACCCGUCAGCUUCGGAAAUUACACUCGCGCUCAACGGUAGCCUCGCUGCAACUAUCUCAUCCGGUCAAGCAUCAUUGAUUCUCAACACCUUGUCCCCCUCUCCCGAUGCUCUUGCUGCGGCGAUCUCAGGCAAGACUGUGACAUUGCUUGGGACCUCCACAUCAGAAACCAACACUGUGCGCACUGCACUACUCUCAGCUCUCUACGCCGCCUCUGGCUCCUCCAAAUCCCAAUGGCCCACCCUGAAGGCUAUCGUCGCCCCAGCACGCUCACCCGAUCCUGAGGUUGCGGCCAAGAUCGUCUCGUUCUACACCGCACCACUUGCACCCCUUCCUCAGCUUCUCACCCAACUCUUCCUCUCCUCUCCAUCACUGCAUACCCGACUGGCUCAGUUUGGCUCGGCAUCGGCUCGAGGUCUGAAAUCUGUCCUCAGUCUCUCGCCAUCGACAUCCUCCCCGCAUCCAGUCUCGUCCAACCCCUCAGCCUUUGUCACUUGGGUAUCGGAUGCCAACGUGCUCAAGUCUACUGACGUCCUUUCAAGCGCUGCUCAAGGAGGUAUCCUCGUCCUUGAGCUGCCAUGGACAGAAGAAGAAGUCCCUUUGAAGCUGAGUCGAGGAGAAAUCGAAACGAUCAAGUCGAAACAGCUCCGAGUUUUCUUGCUCGACCUGGACCCCAGCGCAUCCACCCUGCCAACCAAGGAGACUGUGGCGUUCUUGCUCUUGUAUACUGGUUCUCAGAGACUGCCUAACGGUAUCCGAAAAGUCCUUGACGCUUUCCACUCUGGGCAUUUAGGCCGAGAAGACGUUGAGGAUGCUCAAGCUGGUCUAUCAGAGCUUGACGUCAGUGCGUGGGAGGUUCCAGAACUGGAGGAAGGCAAAACGGAGAAGGUGAAAUCAGCCUGGGAAUGGGACGCCCUGCCAGGUCAAGCCGGAGUUGUUUCCCUUGACCAAGAUGCGAAGCCUGUCCAAGGUCCAGCCGAUCUCGCCGCUCGACAUUUGCUCUUCAGGGAGGCAUUUGCCUUUGACGACGAGUCUCCCUCAACUCUAGACCCAUUGGCCGGACCCGCUAUCAACGCUUUGCGGCCUAGUGAAUCGGAGAGCACAUACCUCGCUACUGUAUCUGAGAAUCGACGACUUACGCCCCUCACGUACGAUCGAAAUGUCUUCCACUUGGAGCUCGACACCACGGGUACUGGUCUCAAGUACGAGAUUGGAGAAGCGCUAGGUAUCCACGGAUGGAACGACGCAGCAGAAGUAAUGGAGUUCUGCUCCUGGUACGGUCUUGAUCCAGAUUCGCUGGUCUCGUUCCCAAGCCCCAUACGAGCCGGGGCGAUGGAGACGCGAACAGUCUUCCAGUUGCUACAGCAGAAUCUCGACCUCUUUGGUCGACCAGGAAAAGCUUUCUACGCAUCUUUGGCCAAACUGGCAACAUCCAAAGCCGAUGCGAUGACUUUGAAAUUCAUCUCUGCACCAGAAGGAGCGGACCUUUUCAAGAGAAUGGCGGACAAGGAGACUGUGACCUUUGCGGACGUUUUGUUCAAGUUCCGAACGGCUCGUCCUUCGAUCGAAGAGCUGGUGGGGUUGAUUCCAGAAAUCAAGCCCCGACACUACUCCAUUGCCAGCAGUCAAAAGGCUGUUGGGGAUAAGGUCGAGCUUCUGAUCGUCACGGUUGAUUGGAUCAACUCUAAGGGAUCCCCUCGAUUCGGACAGUGCACGCGAUAUCUCGCCGCACUCAAGCCCGGAGACAAGGUUACCGUAUCGAUAAAGCCCUCUGUUAUGAAGUUGCCACCUCUUGACAAGCAACCCGUCAUCAUGUCUGGUCUGGGUACAGGUGCCGCUCCAUUCCGCGCUUUCAUGCAGCAUCGAGCAUGGCAGCGAUCUCAAGGUAUCGACGUCGGACCACUUUUGUACUACUUCGGAUCCCGACACCGAUCUCAGGAAUACCUCUACGGAGAAGAGAUCGAAGCGUACAUCUCCAGUGGGAUCAUCUCACACGCUGGACUGGCAUUCUCGCGAGACGGCCCCAAGAAAGUGUACAUUCAACACAAGAUCAAGGAGGACGCGGCAUUGCUGGCAGAUAUGUUGACUGCAAAGGGCGAAAACGCAGCUUACUUUUACCUUUGUGGACCUACUUGGCCUGUACCCGAUGUCUUUGAAGCGCUGGUAGGAAGUCUGCAAGAGACAAAAGGUAUGAAGAGGGAUGAAGCAGAGUCAUUCGUCGAUGCUCUGAAAGAAGAGGAGAGGUAUGUCUUAGAGGUUUAUUAG